UGGGUCGAGCAGUGGGGGUUGAGCGACCAGUGGAAACGUUAGUUGCAACGCCCACUUGGGCCAAGCGCUGAGGACUGCGACUGUAGCUAUGACUGACCUUUUUGGGACCGGCUAACGAUGAGGUACAGUAAGCACACGCUUAGGCGAACCGGCUACAGAAUGAAUGAAUGAUUGAGAAGCGUUUGCCCACAUCUCAGUAUGGCUAGGGAAAAUGUUUCCUAGCCGAAUCGAAUCAAACUACGGCAAGCAACUAUAAAUACGCUGCGCCAACUGGCAACCAUCAACAAAUCAGCUCAGCCGCUGCAGCCAUCGCAUCCUUAGCAAAACGAGCCGCACUUAAGUAAAAAUCCUCAUCAUGAAAUUCCUGUGUGUCUUCGUUGUGUUGGCCAUGUGCCUAACGGGCUGCCUGGCGGCCAUUGCUGAGCCCGCAGCAGCUGGAGCAGCGCCUGACACUGAGCUGGAGUCGACGCUGGGCGAGAAGAAGACGGAGAAGCGCGGCAUCUACGGCUUUGGCUAUGGACAUUACGGCCAUGGCUAUAGCGGCUAUGGACUGGGACAUGGACAUUAUGGCGGCUAUGGUCUGGCCACGCCUUACUAUGGCGGCUACGAGUACGUGCAUCACGCUGCGCCCUACUACGGCGGCCAUCAUGGCUAUAAUCCUUAUCAUCAUGGUCAUUAUGGUUACUAUUGAGCUUAACUGGGACCACGCAUUAUAUACUCAAACACUCAUCGCUACACAAU
Molecule: messenger RNA, 741 nt
Organism: Drosophila arizonae
Lineage: Eukaryota; Metazoa; Arthropoda; Insecta; Diptera; Drosophilidae
Source: RefSeq, a predicted model, not a curated record